Bombina bombina (fire-bellied toad) is the source of this 2087-nucleotide messenger RNA. RefSeq names its product cilia and flagella associated protein 107 (gene CFAP107). Lineage: Eukaryota; Metazoa; Chordata; Amphibia; Anura; Bombinatoridae. Bases 725 to 1372 code for a protein of 215 amino acids. The transcript is spliced from 6 exons. The record is from RefSeq and is a predicted model, not a curated record.
CUGCCUACAAAUCUUAUUGGUUACUCCCCCUUUAAAUUGCCUAAGCAACUAAGCAGUAUUGCUUAGUUAUUCUAAUUGUUCCCACUGUGAACACCUGAGAACCAAGCCACACUUCCUAACACAUGAGAAGGAUCUCAUCUCUACCACGGACAUUUCACUAUUACAGCUGGAUAAUUUAAACCGGACUCAACUAAAUUUUGACACUCAUUCCAACACUACAAAGUGUAGUUCAAAUACCUGGCAUUUACUGCUCAUUUUCAAAGGUAAAACAUCUACAAGUUGUUAAAAGCUGUUUACCUUCUAAUCCUUUCGUUUUCAGUCUGGACUACAUUUCCCAGAAGCCUCUACCACAUGAUUGCAGUUACUUCCGGUUUGACGAUCUGCAGCAGCUCAAGCUGAUCUCUCUCACUUACAGACAGGAAUGGAUUCCUAACUCCCAGUUCACUGAAUUAAGUCUGGACUACAUUUCCCAGAAGCCUCUACCACACGAUUGCAGUUACUUCCGGUUUGACGAUCUGCAGCAGCUCAAGCUGAUCUCUCUCACUUACAGACAGGAAUGGAUUCCUAACUCCCAGUUCACUGAAUUAAGUAAACAUUCUGACUUCCACAAUGAGAACAGUGAAAUGUGAUCUUCCAAUAGUAACAAUUUGCAUGUGGAAGCAAACACCAGAUUCCUAUGUCACUAAAAGAACAUUAAAUGAACAUCUAACCGUGUGACCACAAUAUGGCUUCCUCAGAAUGGAAAAUACAGCAACGAUACUCCAACAAAGUUUUAAUUGGAAAUUGGGUGGAAGAAAGAAAGAAGUUUGAAAAAUUCUGUGAAACAACAUACGACAGUUGUUACAGAUCAAACUUCAUCUCUUUUCCUGAAACAAAGACUGAUUAUGUCAUGAGAAGAUAUCUUAAGAAGAAAAUGGAGGGUCUACCAAAACAAUUUCUGCUUUCACAUCAUGGAGAACCAAAAGAUAAACAUUUAGUAUCAUCAUAUGAUGAUAAUUUUAUCAGACAUGGUAAUCCCACUUUGCCCCCUCUACGCAAAUGGAAUGGAAAUUAUAUGGCAUGGUUACCAGAAAAAUCCAAACAUCCAAUAGAAGAUCCACCAACAAAUUUUGGUCGGUUGGAAGAAAAGAAAAAACAAUGGAGUGAAAAUUCUGAUCUGAAAAGCAUCUAUUCAGCUUCUUACAAGCAACCACCAUCAUCUGCUCUUAUUACCAUGAGAUAUGGAGUUGUUCCUCGGAUUCUUUCCAGUAGCUCUUAUACUAACAAUAACGUCAAUAAAAGUUUACACUUUAGGGGUCAAAGACAUCUUCAUGUCCCAGAUUUCCCCGUAGGAAGUUCAAAUGACAACUCUUUGAUAAGAUCCAAUGCUUAGCUAUCAGUUUGCAUUACGCAAUUAAAUUUUCAGGUCCAGUAGUCAUUUUUAUGAUUUCCUGAGACACUUUGCAACUUAUUUGUUUCUUUAUGAUUUUCAAGUCUAUACUAAAGGGAUACUAAACCAAUUUUUUUUCUUUCAUGAUUCAUAUUUUUCUUUCAUGAUUCAUAUUUACUCCUAUGUAGCCACCAUUCAGAAAGUGCUAUCCAGGGUGCUAAACCAAAAAUAGCCUGGCUCAUUAACUUAGAUUCCUGCCUUUUCAAAUAAAUAUAGCCAGAGAAUGAAGACAAAAUGAUAAUUAGGGUAAAUUAGAAGUUGUUUAAAAGUGCAUGCUCUAUGUGAAUCAUGAACGAAAAUAUGUGGGUUUAGUAUCCCUUUAAGCAAAAUAAAAAAAAAAUAAUAUUAUUUUUUUUUUAUUUCUUAAGGGUCCUAGAACAAUUGCCAAAUAGAACAUUUUGAAGACUUCCCAAACCAUUUAAUUCUUAAACAAAUGUAACCUGAAUCCUAAAAAUGAUUAGAUAUAGUAUGGACUUUACCAAGCUUUUUAAAAUCAUAAAUAUGUUCAAGAGAAAAAUAAAUAAAUAUUAAAAUCUGGUAAUAGUUCUUCUAACAUAGGUAACAUAACAGAGUAAUAAUCUAGACCUUGACAAAGUUUUGCUUUCAGUUAUGUAAUUAUUAUGUAACCAUUGCCAAUAAAUAAAUUGCAAAACUUAAA